AUGUCUCGCCUCCAAUCCAAGGUUUGCAUAGUCACGGGCUCCUCGUCCGGCCUAGGCCGUGCCAUCGCUCUGGCCUUUGCAAGAGAAGGCGCUUCGCUCGUCGUCUGUGGCGAUGUAACCCGCGAACCCCCUCCGGCCGAAGGAGAAACUGAGGGAGAGACUGAGGGAGAGACCGAGACCGAGACUCUCGCAACCGAUGUCCUCGUUGACCAGGUCCCCGGCGCUAGGGGUAUGUAUGUGCAAGUAGACGUGACAGAUCCCGAGCAGGUAGCAGGGUUAGUCCAGAAUGCAGUGCAAAUCGGAGGGAAGGUUGAUAUAUUCGUGAACAAUGCCGGCUGCGGGCCCUCGUUCACCAAGAUCCACGACACCCCAGAAACCACCUGGGAUGCAACGAUAAACCUCAACCUCCGUGGCCCCUUCCUCGGCACCAAGUCAGCCAUCCAGCAAUUCCUCACCCAAGAGCCCGACCCUGUGUCCGGAGCUCGUGGGAAAAUCAUCAAUGUAGCCAGCACGGCCGGGCUGAGGGCGUUGCAGUCAUCGUCCGCAUACUGCGCCUCCAAAGCAGCCGUGAUAUCACUGACGCAGACUACCGCGCUCGAGUACGCUGCUGACAAGAUCACCUGUAAUGCCAUUUGUCCAGGAUUUGUCCAAACCAGCAUGACGAACUUUCUUUUCCAGAACCCAGAUGUCAACCAGUUCAUGCAAAAGAGCACACCACUGGGUCUGUCUCAGUCCGCACCCGAAGAGAUCGCCAAAGCGGCGGUGUUUCUGGCCAGCAACGAGGCGGCGUGGAUGACGGGGGUUGCGAUGCCCGUGGAUGGAGGGUUUACGGUGCAUGAUUGA
Molecule: messenger RNA, 843 nt
Organism: Aspergillus melleus
Lineage: Eukaryota; Fungi; Ascomycota; Eurotiomycetes; Eurotiales; Aspergillaceae
Product: SDR family NAD(P)-dependent oxidoreductase
Exons: 5
Coding region: 1-843 (280 amino acids)
Molecular function (GO): oxidoreductase activity, acting on the CH-OH group of donors, NAD or NADP as acceptor
Source: RefSeq, a predicted model, not a curated record